UUCACUCGCCGCCUCGCGCCGGGACUGGGAACGCCGUGGGAGUCACGGGCCGUGGAGAGGGCACUGCGCUCGGGCUACCCAAUGCGUGGACUAUCUGCCGCCGCUGCCCGUGCAAUAUGCUGGAGCUCCAGAACAUCUAAACGGAGUCGCCACACCGCUGCCUGGGCUGGAUCGCAGCGCUGCCUUUCCUUAUGAAGAAGACACAAACUUGGAUUAUCACUUGCAUAUAUCUUCAGCUGCUCCUAUUUAAUCCUCUCGUCAAAACUAAAGGGAUCUGCCGGGAUACUGUGACUGAUGAUGUGAAAGACGUUACAAAAUUGGUGGCAAAUCUUCCAAAAGACUACAAGAUAUCUCUCAAAUAUGUUCCCGGGAUGGACGUUUUGCCUAGUCAUUGUUGGUUAAGUGAGAUGGUGAAACAAUUGACAAUCAGCUUGACUGAGCUCCUGAGCAAGUUUUCAAGUAUUCCUGAAGGCUUGAGUAAUCAUUCUAUCAUAGACAAACUUGUGAAGAUAGUGGAUGACCUGUGGGUGUGCGUUCAAGAGCACACACCUAAGAAUGUAAUAAAAGGAUCUAAGGACCCAGAACUCAGGCAAUUUACUCCAGAACAAUUCUUUAACAUUUUCAAUAGAUCCAUAGAGGCUGUUAAGGACUUUAGAGAGACAUCUGACACUAGUGAUUGUGUGUUUUCUUCAACAUUAAGUCCUAAUAAAGGGAAGGCUGAUAAGUCCCUUGGAGACUCCAACCUACAAUGGGCAGCCAUGGCUUUGCCAGCAUUCUUUUCUCUUAUAAUUGGAUUUGCUUUUGGAGCUUUCUACUGGAAGAAGAAACAACCAAAUCUUACAAGGGCAGGUGAAAGUAGAAAGAUCAAUGAAGAGGAUAAUGAGAUAAGUAUGUUGCAAGAAAAAGAGAGAGAGUUUCAAGAAGUGUAAUUGUGGCCUGUAUCAACACUGUUACUUUCAUGCACUGGCGGGUAACAGUUCAUGUUUGCUUCAUAAAUGAAGCAGCUUAAAACAAAUUCAUAUUCUGUCUGGAGUGACAGACUGCAUCUUUAUCUGUUCUUGCUACCCGUGACUCUAUAAGGAUGAUUCAGAAAUUGGAACCAAGUGUUUUACUGUGAAACUGGCACUGAAUUAAUCAUCUGUAAAGAAGAACUUGCAUGGAGCAGGACUCUAUUUUAAGGACCUGGGGGACUUGUAGUCUCAUUUAGAACUUGCAGCUGACGUGGGGGAAGAAACGCACGCGUCCUAGACUGCACGUCCCGUUUGCAUGCCUUCAGAAAUGUCUAACUGCUGAAAUACCGCAAAGCUUUACUUCUCAGUUUCAACCUGCAGUCGUAGGUAACCUGGCCUCUGCAAGUAGAUUUCAGCCUGGAGAAGAGGGGGAAGGUAGCGUUUUUCCCUCAAAGGGAUCUAGAAGAAAGAAUUUUAAAAACAAAACAAAAACUCAGUUGCAUCAGCCACUGUGCAGUAUUGAAAACAGUGGGAAAGAAGUGGUAGAAGUAGGCAACAGUCAGCCUUGUCGUUGCCAAUUUAAAGGUAGAGGUCUGACCAUGAUCUCUUUUUGACAAAACCAUGCCACCCAUAUCUCA
This is a messenger RNA of Elephantulus edwardii (Cape elephant shrew), 1588 nucleotides long. RefSeq names its product KIT ligand (gene KITLG). Gene Ontology annotation, molecular function: cytokine activity; stem cell factor receptor binding. Lineage: Eukaryota; Metazoa; Chordata; Mammalia; Macroscelidea; Macroscelididae. The transcript is spliced from 9 exons. Bases 192 to 929 code for a protein of 245 amino acids. Gene Ontology annotation, biological process: cell adhesion; positive regulation of cell population proliferation. The record is from RefSeq and is a predicted model, not a curated record. Gene Ontology annotation, cellular component: plasma membrane.